AUGUUCAAGAAGGCUGUCAAGGAUCAUUCGGCUGCAGCUGCCAGACCGCUUCAGUCAACAAUCCCCAAUUCUAGUGGAGUUGCUUCAACGAAACUCCCUCCUCCACAGUCUAUCGGGGUGAAGCGGAAAAUAGAAUUGACGAGCACCAAGUCCACGCUAGGGUCCUUGCACAGCGCAGUAUAUUUCGAUGAAAAUGACUUCGACGAUGAUGAUGACUUGGACUUUGAAUCACCAGAUCCAUACAUCCCUCCCGCGAGAAUCGAGAAAGACAGUUUCCGCGAAGAAUCGUUUCACGCCGCGAAAUCCAACUCAACAUUAUCCCACAAGGCGGACUCGCAAUCGGCCGUGACAGUUUCGAAGACUAAUUACGAAUCAGACAUCAAGUAUCCUGAUCUUCCGCCUGUUCCGCCCGAUGACAAUCCCGGGCCGUCGAGCAGCGCACUGCCCUGGUCUUCCUCGCCCCCCUCCCACUUUCAAAAGCCCGCCGCGCCUCGAACCGUUCCCUGGCGGAAGCAAGAGAAUAAUAUCAUUACGAUAGAUGAUGAGGCAAAACCAGAGACACCCGCGCGGCCAGCUGCAACGGCUCCGUGGAAUAAAACAGCCAGCGCAAUCAAGGAAGAGCAGAAGGAACUUCGCCGUCAGAAUAAGAAAGCGCAAGCCCAGAAAACACAAUCAAGCACCAAACACCAUAUGCCCCGUGCCCAAGUGGCUCCUAUAUUUCUCAGUAUUAAGAAGAACCAAAAGGCAAGAAACCGCUGGUUGCGCACGAAAGUCCUGGUCAUUGAUGAGGUUUCUAUGGUAGACGGGGAUUUGUUCGAUAAGCUCGAAGAGAUUGCUCGGCUAAUAAGAAACAAUGGCCGGCCGUUUGGUGGUAUUCAGCUCGUCGUUACGGGAGACUUCUUUCAAUUACCGCCAGUUCCAGAGGGUCAUAAUCGAGAAGCCAAGUUUUCAUUUGCUGCAGCGAGCUGGAAUACCUCAAUACAACACACUAUCCUUUUGACACACGUUUUCCGUCAGCGUGAUCCCGAGUUUGCCGACAUGCUGAAUGAGAUGCGACUUGGGAAACUUAGUCCUCGGACGAUACAGGCUUUUAAGGAGCUUUCUCGUCCAUUGGACUUUCACGACGCUCUUGAGGCUACUGAACUAUUUCCCACGCGCGCCGAAGUAGACAAUGCCAAUUCUGCAAGGAUGGCACGUCUUUCGGGUGAAACGAUGACUUUUAAUGCGGUCGAUUCGGGGACUAUUCAAGACAUUCAAUUUCGUGAAAAGUUACUCUCAAACUGCAUGGCACCUCAAACGAUCCACCUGAAGAAGGGUUCGCAAGUCAUGCUCAUCAAAAAUAUGGAGGAUACUCUCGUGAACGGCUCAAUCGGCAGAGUUGUUGCGUUUAUGGAUGAAGCGACAUUUGACUUUUACGUUGAAAAUGAGAACGACUUCGCGAGCGGAAAAUUCGACGAGGGAGACGAAGAUAGGGCUGCACGCGCUCGUAAGAAGAUAAAGGGCAUGGGUCACAGAGACGGAGGCGUUACGGUUACCCGAAAAUGGCCCCUGGUAUGCUUCAUCCAGCCAGACGGGACGGAGAGGCAUCUCCUCUGCCAGCCAGAGAGUUGGAAAAUUGAGCUGCCAAAUGGCGAAGUCCAAGCCCAACGGCAGCAGGUCCCGCUGAUCCUCGCAUGGGCUCUGUCCAUUCACAAGGCCCAAGGCCAGACACUACAACGAGUCAAGGUCGAUCUUGGGAAGGUCUUUGAGAAGGGACAAGCCUACGUGGCUCUGAGUCGAGCCACCUCGAAAGCCGGUCUUCAGGUGCUCCGAUUCGAUCCGCGCAAGGUCAUGGUCCAUCCGAAGGUCAUUGAAUUCUACCGAAAUCUGGUUCAUGCCAGCGACUUGAUCAAGUCGAAACAGCCGCCUAAGCCGCAGCGCACAAUAUCGAAUGGAGAUGAGGAUGUUUACAUUGAUGAGCUUAUCGCGGAAGCGGAAGCAUAUUAG
Molecule: messenger RNA, 1986 nt
Organism: Aspergillus nidulans FGSC A4
Lineage: Eukaryota; Fungi; Ascomycota; Eurotiomycetes; Eurotiales; Aspergillaceae
Product: DEAD/DEAH box helicase
Exons: 3
Coding region: 1-1986 (661 amino acids)
Biological process (GO): DNA repair; telomere maintenance; DNA recombination
Cellular component (GO): nucleus; mitochondrion
Molecular function (GO): single-stranded DNA binding; 5'-3' DNA helicase activity; ATP hydrolysis activity
Source: RefSeq, a predicted model, not a curated record